This is a messenger RNA of Carassius carassius (crucian carp), 1610 nucleotides long. Its product is annotated as sperm acrosome membrane-associated protein 6-like. The record is from RefSeq and is a predicted model, not a curated record. NCBI's taxonomy places the organism in Eukaryota, Metazoa, Chordata, Actinopteri, Cypriniformes, Cyprinidae. The transcript has 9 exons. Gene Ontology annotation, biological process: fusion of sperm to egg plasma membrane involved in single fertilization.
UUAUAUUUUUGGGGUGGACUAUCCCUUUAAGAAACCUACACUAGCCUAUAAUCGACAUAAAGAACUUUACAAUAAACGAGAGAAAUUUAGAGUUUUGUUAAUUAUUUAUAAAUUUUGUAAUGUAUGUUAAUUGUAGCACAAGUAAUCACCACGUAAGAUCAUUACUUCUAUAUGUAUAACUGCCCGUGUGAUAAUUAUUUCGUCAUGAUGAUGCAAUCCUUAAAAAUAAUUUUUUAAAGCUGUUUAGUUUCAAGCAGGUUGAAGAAUAACAUGAUUAACUGGGCCGGUUGCAUAAAAGGUUAAGACUAGUCUUAAAAGUUAGAAAGCUCAUUUUUUUUCUUUAAGAUUAGUCCUUUUAUUAUUGUUGUUAUUAUUUGGUUACAUAAAAGCGUAGAUUAGUCUAAAUUGGAUCCAAAAAUAAUUACCCUUUGGCUAAGUGCUAACUUUAGCUGGAUAAAAGCUGGUAAAAAGUUUAUGCUAGUGGCCCCAGGUCCAGUAAUAACAGAAAUAUUUGCGAUGAUCGUAAAGCUGUUGUUUUUCAGCUCGGUAAUUAGCACAGCUUUGAAUUGCUAUCAGUGUUUUAUUGAUGUCGAUGACAGUCUUCGUUUGUGGUGGGGCCAUAUUCUCACCGAGUACAAUGUUGACUCUUGUUACACACUCAAUCGCAUAUUCAACAACGAGUCGAGAGUAAAUGAAGCAGAAAAAGUAGGGAGAGGCUAUGACGUAAUGCUGAAGAAUAUCUUAAAAUAAUGGUAACAGACCCUUAUCCAUGAACUCCAACAAUACUUAAAUUACAACAGACACAAAGAGUUCAGGCUUCAAGCAGCUGCAAACAAUUUCAUUGCUGCAGCCUCAAGGCUGCCCAGAGCCUCUGGACGUUUCCCCCCAUGUGGUUUCCAGGCGCAAGGUGCUGUUUAUAACUGCAUAACCUGUCAGUACAACUCCUGUGAAUUCCCGCUGGAUUGCCCCGUGAAGGAAAUCAGUGUAAAGGAGAACAACAGGACUCAGAUGUGGUGUAAGGUCCCUUUUCUGCUUCCCACAGAUGGAGAGAUAGUCUGGAGAUACACAGUGUUGACGGAUCGGUUUGACGAGGUCACGGUUGGAGUGGAUCCACUUUACUUUAUCCCCUCUGCCCGGCCAGAGCACUCGGGCACCUACCAGUGUGAAAUAUUCUCUCAGGAGCACUCACUCGUCCGUAUCUACUACUACGUCACAGUAGUCCCUAUGGCACAGAUAGGCCAUGCAGAACUACAGGAUGUUUUUGAACAGGCUCUCCUCCCAGGAGGCCAGUUCUCUUCCCUGUCCCCUACAGUUCCAUUCACCUUAUGGCUUCCCAGUCCUGCCCUUGUCACCACCUGUCUGACUGCAAUACUUCUGCUGGUCUUCAUUAGUCUAGGGUAAUAAUUUCUUAAUUUUCAGUGUAAUAAUUCAUUGUAAUUCCUAUUUAUUUAAUUUUUAAAUUUAAUUUUAUACUUUUUUUGUACAUUUUUGAAUAACAUAUUUGCAUGUUCACGUACUAGGGAUGUAACAGUACAUGUAUUUGUCCUGAACUGUCACAGUACAGACGUCACGUGAUUCUGUCGAAUCUCACAAUAUCUCAACUUCAAGAG